Trifolium pratense (red clover) is the source of this 1812-nucleotide messenger RNA. RefSeq names its product elongation factor 1-gamma-like. Bases 197 to 1576 code for a protein of 459 amino acids. Lineage: Eukaryota; Viridiplantae; Streptophyta; Magnoliopsida; Fabales; Fabaceae. Gene Ontology annotation, biological process: translational elongation. The record is from RefSeq and is a predicted model, not a curated record. The transcript has 7 exons. Gene Ontology annotation, molecular function: glutathione transferase activity; translation elongation factor activity.
GGUUUGAGUGAGUAUAUUAGAAAACCUAGAUUAACUCUUUCUUCCUUCGUUCCUUCUUCCUUCAUUUCCAUUUGCGCGAUCGAUUCAUUCGAAUAGGAAUUGAGAGAAGAAGAGUCUCUCUUCUCAAACUCAACUCUCGUUCCUUCCAUUAUUAUUACUAUCUCAGAACCACUGCUGCCAAAGCAACAAACCACCCAUGGCUCUCACCCUUCACGCUACCAAGGAAAACAAAAAUGCUUACAAGACUCUAAUUACCGCUGAAUAUGCCGGCGUUCAAGUUCAAUUGGUUCCAGAUUUUCAGAUGGGUGUUUCCAACAAAACUCCUCAAUUUCUCAAGAUGAACCCUAUUGGAAAGGUUCCUGUCUUGGAAACCCCUCACGGUCCUGUCUUUGAGAGCAAUGCCAUUGCUCGCUAUGUUGCCCGAUCCAGUGAAAACACUUUGUUUGGAUCAUCUCCCAUUGAUCAGGUACCUGUAGUGUCAACGAUUUUUAUUCUGAUAUAUAUUGCAUAUCACUGUUUUAGACGCUUAAUUAUAUCUUCCUUUGGAAAUGUCCUCUUGUUUCAUUCUCUUUGUAUUUUGCUGUUUCAGGCCCACGUUGAUCAGUGGAUUGAUUUUUCUUCUUUGGAGAUUGAUGCCAAUAUUAUCAAGUUGUACCUGCCAAGACUUGGAUUUGCCCCCUACCUUCCUCCAGCAGAGGAGGCUGCAAUUGCUGCAUUGAAGAGAUCAUUUGAGGCUUUGAACACUCACCUUGCCCAAAAUACCUAUCUGGUGGGGGAUUCUGUUACCCUUGCCGACAUCAUUACAACAGUCAACUUGUAUUUGGGUUUCUCUAAACUCUUGGUCAAGAGUUUCACCUCAGAGUUUCCUCAUGUUGAGAGAUACUUCUGGACCUUGGUCAACCAGCCAAAUUUCAGAAAGAUAUUAGGCCAGGUUAAGCAGACUGAAGCUAUGCCACCUAUUCAAUCUGCAAAGAAGCCUGCCCAGCCUAAGGAAUCAAAGCCCAAAACCAAAGAAGAACCAAAGAAAGUGGCUAAAUCAGAGCCCGAAAAGCCCAAAGAAGAAGCUGAAGAGGAGGCGCCCAAGCCCAAACCCAAGAAUCCUCUUGAUCUUCUUCCUCCAAGCAAGAUGGUAUUGGAUGACUGGAAAAGACUCUACUCUAACACUAAGACUAACUUCCGUGAGGUUGCAGUCAAUGGAUUCUGGGACAUGUAUGAUCCGGAGGGAUAUUCUCUCUGGUUUUGUGACUACAAAUACAAUGAUGAGAACACUGUUUCUUUCGUGACACUGAACAAGGUUGGAGGAUUUCUUCAGAGGAUGGAUCUUGCUCGCAAGUAUGCAUUUGGAAAGAUGCUUGUGAUUGGAUCAGAGCCUCCAUUUAAGGUGAAGGGAUUGUGGCUUUUCCGUGGUCAAGAGAUUCCAAAGUUUGUCAUUGAUGAAUGCUAUGACAUGGAGCUAUAUGAGUGGACCAAGGUUGACAUCUCUGAUGAAGCUCAGAAAGAGCGUGCCAGUCAGAUGAUUGAAGAUGCUGAACCUUUUGAGGGUGAGGCUCUUUUGGAUGCUAAGUGCUUUAAGUGAAAAUUGUUCCUAGUUCCCAUUGAAAGGCUAUGGUUUUGUCGUGACUUUUUGGUAGAGUUUCGUUUCUUUCCUAUUUUCUGCUAUAGUGAAGUUUGAGAUAUUUUGUGAUUUUAUCAACGUUGAAACCUAAAUGCUUGAUUGUGGUAGAUUAAUUUUGAUGGUAGCAGGACCAGUAUUACUUACAUGUUCUAUAAUUCUAUAUUUCUUUUUGAUGUAUGCAUGUGUGAAGUUCGUUA